Cynoglossus semilaevis (tongue sole) is the source of this 970-nucleotide messenger RNA. RefSeq names its product protein FAM240B. NCBI's taxonomy places the organism in Eukaryota, Metazoa, Chordata, Actinopteri, Pleuronectiformes, Cynoglossidae. The record is from RefSeq and is a predicted model, not a curated record. The transcript has 3 exons. The coding region runs from base 137 to 370 and encodes 77 amino acids.
UAAGAGAUGCGUUUACAAGUUAAACAUUCAUUUCUGGCCAGCGGAGGUGGGGCAACACACACACACACACACCCGCACACACACACACGCCCAGAUCCAUCCACGGACGGAGGCUGAGCUGAAGAUCCGAACAAAGAUGAACCUGGCUCUGAUCCACGACCGGCUGCACAUCAAGACGUUCUGGGAGAAGAGGAUUAACGCCGAGGGUCAAUAUGCUGAAACCGAAGAGCAGAGGAGAAACAAGAGCGCCCUCCAAAAGUUACGGGGGGAGUGGCUGGUGCGUUUGGAGAACCGCAACAAACACCUGAAGAACCUCAACGACAACUACGUCAGGAAGGUGAAGUCGGAGGAGACCAGCGAUCAGACAUGAGCGGACGCAGGAGCAGGACAAUAGUUUUAUCAUCUCCACCUCUGACCACAGAUCCAUGAGUCUUUUUUUGUUUUUGUUUUUUUGUUUAUUUCCUUGGUGAUAAAACGUCUGUGACUGUGGCCAAUGAUUGAGAAACCACGGGCUCGUGACUACGGGUUCACGUGGUGACACGAUGACGACAUUAAAGCUGUGACAUGUGAUCUGUGAUGUGAUCUGACCUGUUAGCAUCUGUCGUUUUCUUCAGGCUAAUGGUUGUGUUUUUUUGCAUUUCUUUGUUAAAUUUAAACAAUUUCUUUGGUAAAAAAAACCCACAAAAAAGAGUCACAGAGACUGAAGCCUUUAUUUAAUGUAGAGUUUUAUUUAUUUAUUCACAAUCGUCAGUUUCCUCCUAGCAUCAGCUAAGCUAAGCUAUCCCUUGCUUUGUUUAAAGUCCCUAAGCAUCUUCUAAAGUGCAUUACUGACUGAAAUAGUAUAUUUCGAUAACAUUUAGUAGCAUUCUGGUCCUUACAAAAGAAAGAGAAAAUGAAGAAUUACCGUAAGUAGAUUUUCGCGGCCAGUCGAAAGUCGCUUUUAAAGGAGAAACAAACUACGUGGAACGUG